AUGCACACAGGAGGAAAACCUGAUGAGUAUAAUGAAAGUGAGGAGGCCUUGCAGAAGUCAUGCCAUGCUCAAGAUGAGAUAACUCACAGAGGAGAGAAAAUCUAUGACUGUAAUAAAUGUGGGAAAUCCUUCCAUGAAAAGUCAUGCCUUACUCAACAUCAGAAAAUUCAUACAACAGAAAAACACAGUGAAUGUAAUGAAAGUGAGAAAGCCAUAAAGAAGUCAUGCCUCACUCAAAACCAGAGAAUUAACACAGGAGAGAAAAGCUUUGAAGAUAACAAGUGUGAGAAAUUCUGCAAGAAGUUGAAACUUGGUCAACAUCAGAGAACACACUUGAGGAAAAUAACCAAUAAAUGUAAUGAAAGUGGGAGGGCUUUAAGUUAUAAGUCAGACCUCACUCAAAAUCAGAGUGUUCACAAAGGAAAGAAAACCUAUGACUGUAAUAAUUGUGGAAAAGUCUUCCAUAAAAAAACAGACCUUACUCAACAUCAGAGAACACACAUAGGGAAAAAACCCUAUGAAUGUAAUGAAUGUGGAAAGUCCUUCUUUGUGAAGUCCAACCUCACUGAACAUCAGAGAACUCACACAGGAGAAAAACCAUAUGAAUGUAAUGAAUGUGGAAAAUCCUUCUGCCAGAAGUCAGCCCUCACAGUGCACCAGAGAACUCACACAGGAGAGAAACCGUAUCGAUGUAAUGAAUGUGGGAAAACCUUUUGUGUGAAAUCAAACCUUACUCAACAUCAAAGGACCCACACAGGAGAGAAGCCCUAUAAAUGUGAUGAAUGCUGGAGGUCUUUCUGUGUGAAGUCCAACCUUGUUGUACAUCAGAGAACUCAUACAGGAGAGAAACCCUACAAAUGUCCAGAAUGUGGGAAAACUUUCUAUGAAAAGUCAGCACUCACAAAACAUCAGAGAAUUCACACAGGGAAAAACCCUAUGAAUGUAAUGAAUGUAGCAAAACCUUCAGCCAGAGAGAUCAAUGUAGAGAUCUAUAAUUUCAAGAUUCUGAAGUUCAUAGUCGAAGGGAAAAGGGUUAAUGACAGCAAGUAG
Messenger RNA from Myotis myotis, 1050 nucleotides. Its product is annotated as zinc finger protein 33B-like. The record is from RefSeq and is a predicted model, not a curated record. NCBI's taxonomy places the organism in Eukaryota, Metazoa, Chordata, Mammalia, Chiroptera, Vespertilionidae. Gene Ontology annotation, biological process: negative regulation of transcription by RNA polymerase II; regulation of immune system process; regulation of cytokine production.